This is a messenger RNA of Phaeoacremonium minimum UCRPA7, 1029 nucleotides long. Its product is annotated as putative amidase protein. Gene Ontology annotation, molecular function: catalytic activity. Lineage: Eukaryota; Fungi; Ascomycota; Sordariomycetes; Togniniales; Togniniaceae. The coding region runs from base 1 to 1029 and encodes 342 amino acids. The record is from RefSeq and is a predicted model, not a curated record. The transcript has 3 exons.
AUGGCAACACUUACAGCAGCAUCCGAUGCCAACAAGGCCAAGGUGACAGCCGAGAAGGUUGCUGAAGUCGUUUCGGACAUUGGCUUGAACUUACCGCACCUGGAUCAAUGGCACGAGAUCAUCGCAUCAGUACAGGAGUCCAUUGAUAUUGUGGAGUCAAUGCCUGACUACUUUCCAGUGGUGGACUUGGAGAAAUAUCCUCGCCGGAAUGUUCAUCGACCGUCGCAAGAAAAGAACGAAGGCAAUGCCUGGGCCUGGAAGGCGACAAUUGAAGGCGAAAAGGGAGGGCCUCUGUCCGGCGUCACUAUUUGUCUGAAAGACAACAUUGCAGUGAAAGAUGUUCCGAUGCUGCUAGGCACGGACAUUUUCACCGACUACACACCCAAGACUGAUGCAACCUUGAAUGCGAAUGUACUUCAAGUCAUUGCUGGACGAGAUGACAUUGACGAUAGACAAUACGCGGCACCUCUGCCAGCCCAAUUGCCUGACUACUCGGCAUCCCUUGGCAAAGGCGUCAAGGGACUGAAGGUUGGAAUCCUUAGGGAAGGGUUCGACUUCGCGGUCAUUGAUCCCCGUGUGAAGGCCAAAGUUCUUGAGGCAGCAGAGCGUUUUAAGUCCCUCGGCGCGGAAGUGAAGGAAGUUAGCGUGCCACUUCACACUCUUGCCGGCCAUAUCGUCAACUCGAUGAAUUUGUACCGCCGUCUUCGAGAUGAGUACGAUGCUGUUCUCAAGGAUGUCGACGUUCUCAUUACUCCCACAAAUCCUUACGUUGCAAACAAGCACGCUGCACCUAAUGCCGGACCUCUCGAGCAGAUGAACAAGAGCAGGGGUGUAGCAGUAAACACUGUAUGUUUCAAUGCUAGCGGACACCCAGCUAUGUCUCUCCCUGUUGGAUUCUUGCCAGCAGAAGAUGACGAGACAAUCAAGUUGCCUGUAGGUAUGCAAAUAGUUGGAGGGAUGUUCCAGGAAGAAAUGAUUUACCGCGUUGGCGCAGCUUGGGAAGGAGCAUUUGACUGGGAAGAACUAUAA